Acanthaster planci (crown-of-thorns starfish) is the source of this 2055-nucleotide messenger RNA. RefSeq names its product cyclin-dependent kinase-like 1. Gene Ontology annotation, biological process: protein phosphorylation. Gene Ontology annotation, molecular function: ATP binding; protein serine/threonine kinase activity. Gene Ontology annotation, cellular component: nucleus. NCBI's taxonomy places the organism in Eukaryota, Metazoa, Echinodermata, Asteroidea, Valvatida, Acanthasteridae. The record is from RefSeq and is a predicted model, not a curated record.
GUGUUUUGAUGCUUGCAUUUUUAUCUGUUUGUGUGGUAUUUCGUAUUGAAUAUUGAAGCAAAUGAGGGGAUUCAUUAUAGAAUUUACUUGUACUGCCGCGCUAUGUUCAUUAUUCUUGUCUACUGCCACACCAUACUACAGGAACGGUGCGGUGAACUGUGGAGACCACGAUGAUAGUACGUUAUGUGCGUGCUUGGCAAUAAUAGGGCCACUGCUCAUACGAGGUUGUUUCGGUAACAUGCAGAGAGUUUGCUAUUGAUUUGAUUUUCUCUGCCAACAUUUGAAAACAUCUUGAUUUUUUUUGGAGCAGGCUGUCAAAGGAGAGCUAGGAGUCACAUUACACCGUUAAUGAGAACAGCAGGAGGAUAAUGGAACUGGGGCGUGUAUGAGUUGGGCUCGGCAGGGAGACUGGGAGAGACAGGUUCUACGGGAGCUGUGUGCAUGUGACCAUGCAUGGGAGUGGUUUAGUCUUCAGGCAGUGCUUUGAGGCCGUCAGCUAGGCCAGGCUGUGACCAGUCCCAAGGAGCGUGUCCCAAGUCGUGUUGUCUGCUAGUUGGGAGAGCCAUGAGGCACUUCAGAACUCGUACCAGGGACUGAAACCUUCCUGAAAAGAGAGCUAAGAAAUGUGUUGAAGCUGUCAUUGUUGUACCCCCAGCUCCUGUGAAGAUGACUUGAAGCCUUCACAUUCACACGCACAAAAGUAGCAGACCAUCACUAGAUACACUGAACAGGUACAGUCACACCUGGAGCCGUUGGGUUUAUAAAGUCGACUGGGACUGCAACCAUGGACAAGUACGAGAAACUGAAUAAGAUCGGUGAGGGGUCGUAUGGCGUGGUGUUCAAGUGCCGAAAUAGGGACACUGAGGAGAUUGUUGCGAUCAAGCGCUUUGUUGAGUCUGAAGAUGACCCCUCUAUAAAGAAGAUUGCCCUGCGAGAAAUCCGGAUGUUAAAGCAACUGAAGCAUAGAAACUUGGUCAACCUGUUGGAAGUGUUUCGACGGAAGCGGAAGUUGCAUCUGGUAUUUGAGUACUGUGAGAAGACGCUGUUGAACUCCCUGGAUGAGUACGCUAAGGGGAGAUUAAUUGAGCAUCAGGGAACACUGGGAGGGAUGCCGGAAGAGAAAGUCAAGAAGUGGAUCAAACAGCUCUUGGAAGCCGUCAAAUUUUGCCACGAUCACAAUUGUAUUCAUAGAGACGUGAAGCCAGAAAACAUCCUCAUCACAAAGGAUGAGAUGCUGAAGUUGUGCGACUUUGGCUUUGCCAGAAUACUAACGGGUCCAGGCGAUGACUACACAGACUACGUGGCCACGCGAUGGUACCGGGCCCCUGAGCUCUUGGUAGGGGACACCAAGUACGGGCCACCAGUGGACGUCUGGGCCAUUGGCUGUGUCAUGGCCGAGAUGCUGACCACAGAGCCGCUCUGGCCCGGCCGCUCGGAUGUGGACCAGCUCUACCUCAUCCGCAAGACACUAGGUGAUUUAAUUCAGAGGCAUAUGAACAUCUUCAGUACCAAUGCCUUCUUCCAAGGUCUCCCACUCCCUGAACCUAAAGUAUUAGAACCUUUGGAUUUGAAGUUUCACGAAGCUCCUGAUGCCUUGAAAUUCUUGAAGGCCUGUUUGAAGAUGGACCCGCAAGCCAGGAUGACCUGUGAACAGCUGCUUACAAUAGAGUUUGUGCAGGUCGCCGGUGAGGACCGGGACAAGGAGAAGGCAGAGCGUGUUGCUAGGGGCCGGCAUGGGCGUGCACAGGGCCGAUCCAGGCAUCAUAGAUGGUUCAGUCGUAACCCACCGCCACCUCAACCACCACCAUCACUGCCACUUCCGCAACAGCCGCAGAAUCACUUCUACAACCUGCCCCAGCUGACCAACAGCAACAUCACCAUGAAUGCGACGCUGGCAGCCUCUCCAGCUGACCCCAAGGCUGUCACUAAAGACAAGGCCGACAAGCACAAGCUGGACAAGCACAAGGCGGACAAGCACAAGCCGGACAAGCCCGAAUACCGGCACCUCCCAAAUAUCUCCAACUUCUGAAGUGUGUGGUCAGGCCAGGGGCCCCC